GAUCAACGGCCGCCGUCGCGACGACGUCGAACGGUUGGAAUCGACCGACGCGGCGACGCCAAACACUUGGUUUGAUUACUUGAACAGCGAACGCUUCGUCAGACGUGUCGUCCGUUGCCGCACUGUCCGCACGCAGUACUCACGCCGCCUAAUCAACUACUCAUCAACCAAAAUGGUUCAACUCGUCACCGACGCCGCCGAUCUGGCAACUAAAUUGACUGAUGCCAAAGAAAAACUAGUCAUCAUUGACUUUUUUGCCAAAUGGUGUGGUCCUUGCAAGUUAAUGGCUCCAUUCAUUGAAGAACUGGCCAAUGAGUACCCUGAUGUAGUCAUGUUAAAAGUUGAUGUUGAUGAAUGUGAAGAAGCGGCUAUUGAGUAUAACAUACAAUCAAUGCCCACAUUCGUCUUCCUAAAAUCAAAAAAAGAAGUUGUUCGGUUUUCUGGUGCUAACAAAGAUAAAUUAAAGGAUAAUUUAUUGAAACACAAAUAAUAAUAUCAAAAUUGGCUUCAACCAUAGUGUCUUAAUGGACCUGCAUAUAUUCAAUGAAUUUUUUUUUAUAAUUAAACAAAAAUAGAUUUUAUACGUCA
Molecule: messenger RNA, 588 nt
Organism: Metopolophium dirhodum (rose-grain aphid)
Lineage: Eukaryota; Metazoa; Arthropoda; Insecta; Hemiptera; Aphididae
Product: thioredoxin-2-like
Exons: 4
Coding region: 173-490 (105 amino acids)
Molecular function (GO): protein-disulfide reductase activity
Source: RefSeq, a predicted model, not a curated record